Molecule: messenger RNA, 1366 nt
Organism: Argentina anserina (silverweed cinquefoil)
Lineage: Eukaryota; Viridiplantae; Streptophyta; Magnoliopsida; Rosales; Rosaceae
Product: agglutinin-like
Exons: 3
Coding region: 125-1270 (381 amino acids)
Molecular function (GO): carbohydrate binding
Source: RefSeq, a predicted model, not a curated record
UUGAAAGCAUUUCCCGGCCAUCGAAUUCCAAAUUUCGUAAAUCUUUUCCUUUGUUUUUGCCCAGACACCUCUCCAUUUUGGUUGAUCGCUUCAUUUCAAGUCGAUCAGCAAGCGUCAAGCGACCAUGUUUAUCACCCCAACCCUCAACAUCUCAUGUAUAACUUGUAUGAAGGGAAAUCAUCAUGAUGAGGAAGGUAGCAACAAGAAGAAGCAAUCAGGAGGGAAGGAAAACAAUUCGGUAGUGCCGGAACUUUAUGGAGGAAUAACGGGUGGAGGUCCUUGGGAUGAUGGAAUCCAUGACGGCAUCAGAGAGAUCAACCUCGUUUAUGGUAAAUGCAUCGACUCGAUGUGUGUAUUCUACGAUAAAAAUGGUAAGCUUGUCAAAGGCGAAAGGCGAGGAGGUCAUGGCAUGGGCAGUGAACUCAACAAGCCCCUAAGUAAUGCUGAGAUAAAGCUGGAGUACCCUGAGGAGUUUCUGGUGAGUAUCAGUGGAUACUAUUCUGGGGUGAACUGGAUAGUUGGAGAUCCGGUCAUCUUAAGGUCUCUCACAUUUGAGAGCAAUAAACGAACAUUUGGACCAUUUGGAGUUCAAGUUGGGACGCCCUUUAAUUUUAGAGUACAAGAUGGUGAGAAAAUUGUUGGCUUUAAGGGAAGAGAUGGAUGGCACCUAGAUGCAAUUGGGUUUCAUAUAUUAAAACCGCCGGAUCUUUAUGGAGGAACGACCGGAGGAGGUCCUUGGGAUGAUGGAAGCUUUGAUGGGAUCAGAGAAAUCACCCUAGUCUAUGGUCAAUGCAUUGACUCAUUGUGUGUGGUGUAUAAAAAAAAUGGUGAGCUUAUUAUAGGCGACACGCAUGGAGGUCAUGACCAGGGCAGUGAUCUUCAUAAACCUCUGAAUACGGUUCAGAUUAAGUUGGAAUACCCAAAUGAGUUUUUGGUGAGUGUCACCGGACAUUAUUGUGGGGUGACCUGGAUAGUCGGCGCUCCGGUGGUAUUACGGUCACUUGAAUUUAAGAGCAAUAGAAGAACAUUUGGACCAUUUGGAAUACAAGUUGGCACACCCUUUACUUUCAGAGUAAAAGACGGAGAGCAAAUUGUUGGGUUGAAAGGAAGAAAUGGUUGGCACCUAGAUGCAAUUGGGUUCCAUACAUCUCGUGUUCCCGAAAGAGGACUCUUCGUGGGAGUUCGAAAGGGUUUUUGGAAAGCUUAUGAAUCUUUGGUUAAGCUUACUACACGUCUUACAGGUGUUGAGUGUACAUGUAUAAGCUUGUAACAAUCAUUUAGAGUGUGUAGUAAAUGUAUUGUGUCACGAUCCCGAAUUUCGAAUGAUAAAAAUUCGAAUUCGAAGCCAUGAAAACUCUAAAAUAAU